Tympanuchus pallidicinctus (lesser prairie-chicken) is the source of this 4116-nucleotide messenger RNA. RefSeq names its product speedy/RINGO cell cycle regulator family member A (gene SPDYA). The coding region runs from base 3135 to 4049 and encodes 304 amino acids. Gene Ontology annotation, molecular function: protein kinase binding. The record is from RefSeq and is a predicted model, not a curated record. The transcript has 8 exons. Lineage: Eukaryota; Metazoa; Chordata; Aves; Galliformes; Phasianidae. Gene Ontology annotation, biological process: positive regulation of cyclin-dependent protein serine/threonine kinase activity.
CCGCCCACCGCCCACCCAUUGAAGCCGGGCCGCUCCAAGGACGACGCGGCAGCCGUAGCCACCAACGGACUCUAUUGUCUACACAGAAUGAAGCCUUGAAAGGACCAUAAGAAGAGACAAAACUGGAAAAUUAUAUAUAGUGUCUUGUUCACUAUAUGUUUCUGAACAUGCCAGACCUUCACAAACCAAUGCGUGCUUCUGCUCACUGUACCAACACUGACUUAUUUUUGAGCAGCGUUAUGUACAGUCAAGUACUAUUAUGUUUAUUUUUGCCUUGUUUCCAGAUAGUUUUGAAUACUGAAAGUUUAUAAAAGUAAUAGUAUUUGUUUGUUUUGCUGGAAUUGUUGUGCACACUGGAGAUGGAAAUUAGAUCAGAGGCAAUGGCAGCACUCAAAAGCCUGUCCUCAUCUUAGAAGCUCACAGCUUGGUACUCCAUCAAGCUGCAAACCUUUGGCUGAAAGUAAGAGUGUCUGAAGCAAACAGCUGUUGGUUCAGAGGUUCUUAAAACUAGACGGGGUGCAACCACAGGAGAGAAAUGCUCAUGUAAUUAACGUGUGUUCUAUUUGCAUCUUUGAGGAUUAUAGAAACCAACCUGUCUGAUACAUCAUGGCAUCCUCACCUUUCUUCUAGGGCUUGGUCUUAGCCCCAGUGGGUGGGGUCACUAACUGACUCAUCAUUCCUCACUUUACUGCCCUGGAAACACAUCUUCAUGACUCUUAUACCUACAGAGUAUUUAGAACAUCUGUUGUCAUCAUUCAAAGCUGCUUAAAAUGCCCAGCAUGAGAAGUAAAAACUGGAGUAAGUCUAUAUCCAGACUACUUUGUAGCUGGGAGGCAAGCAUAUUCAAAGCAGGUGGUUAUACAGGCAGAUAGCUGUCCUGUUUCUCAGUAUGGUGGCAGUACUUCCCUUGUGACCUGGAGGUGUCUGCCAUUAAAUCUCCUUGUGUUGGAUUGAGCGUGCACAGGUCACUGCAAGACAAGCUAGAGUAGAUUUGUGGUUUGUCAGUCAGCUAAUGCACAGGAGCAGCCUAUGAACGGAGUUGGACCUGGCAGUAUGCAGAAGACAUCUAUUCCUCAAAGAGAACAGGGUCACAGCAAGCACACAGGCAGUUUCCAUGGAGCGGCGAACCUGCUGUAAAUCCCCACCCAGUCUUGCCUCAUUGCAACACGUAUGUGUAGUCAUACCCAAAGCAAAGGUGAACAAAUAGAGCGAUGAGACGAGCAGAAAAAUCUAAGCCCACAAACAUCACUGAGCAAAGCACCGUGAGCCGCACAGAGCAGGGGUAAAGAAGUUAGGUGUGCCAUAGCUCACACUGUGAGGUGAAACUGAAAUAAAUGGCUUCUGUGUUGAAACACCUUUCCUUUCCUACUUUAUCCUGUAUUUAUUUAUUUAUUUACUUAUUUCUGUUUCGAUUAGCACUAGCUGCUACCAAAGUCCAUCUGUUUUCCUUUGCACUUUAAUUUACAGCCCUUGUUAGUCAUUUUAUUGCUUCAGGUUCUGAGGGAAAAAAACUUUUACAACUUGUGAUUGCUGAUCUCAAGCAAACCAGAGCUUUUUGACCUGGCACAGGGGGGUAAUUAUAGAGCCCAUUGCUUCUUGGGAGGGGCAUUCAAUAUUUAACAAACUGUGGCAAGUCUCGUUUAACCCUUUGGAGCUUGGACCAUUGGAUGGCAGUGAAAAAAACACAUGUUGAGGCUCUCCAGCUCACAAUGUAAUUCAUCUGUUUUUAGUCUUUUAAGUUUUGCCUUUCUGCUACUGAGCUUGGAGCUGUUUCUUUCAUCACAGCAUUGGGAGGAUAGGAGGCAAAAUACUUGCAUCAGAAAACAUGUCUUUCCUUACUUUGGAUAUUACUGCUGCCUUAUUGUUAGUUAAUCCUGUCAUAGUCUUCUGAGUGCCCUGCUGUCAAAAUAAAGUCUCUUGACAAUAGAGAAAUUAUACUCUCUUAAUUACCACUAUUGUUUCAUAUUACAGGGGCUGUGGUCAUGGACAAAGAUUCAGUUGUGAUCAGCAGCAUAAAAACAGUAUAAAUAGAUACCUUGUGUUUGAAAGAGUUUGCGAUCUGAAUUAUGCAACAGCAAACCGUGAGUUAAAGCUGAACUUAGGAAUGGGGCAUGAGAUCAGAAAGAUUUACAGUUUGCCCAACUCCAGAAUCAUAAGCCAGCUAACUGGAGUCUGAAGGCACUUGCCUAUUCCUCAUCCACGCAGCCGGCUGUUAGUUCAAGUACUGGCAAAUUCUCCUUCAGAAAAAUACUAGGGCAUUGUUUUGAAGGCACCAAACUUGUUACGUGUGUUAUUUCCCUAGAUAAAAAAGAUAGAUUUAUUUACUGGAUAGUAAGUUGCCCAUAUGUGCCACAAUAUUGUGUAUUACGGUGCACAUAUAUAUCAACAUUAAUGAGACCGUGCAUGCGUGUUGCUGUUCACUAGACGUGAAUGGGAAAUUUUCAGCUGGCGUGAUUUUAUAGAAACAUUUUAUUUUAUUUAAGUAAAAGCUCUGGAAGUUGUAUUGCUUCAGCUAUGUUUUCAUUGGUAGGAUCUUUGAAGCCUGGUGUUUGCUUGUUGUUCCUGAGAGGAAAGAGGGAAUACCUACAGACUGAAGUGUUUACAUUUUCCACUGCAAAUGUGGGUAGCCUCCACAUGCGCAGUAUGCUGGGAGCUCUGGGGCUUGGUCAGCACACCUGCUCCUUGCUCCUGCACCUGUGUCUUGGGAAGCCUGCUGCUCUGCAGCUGGAAGAAAUGGCUGUGGGUCAUGGCAGCACAGAGCAGUCUGGUUCAUUAGGGCUCUUUGCACAAUACAGGAUGAAGAAACUGCAAGAGCGCAACUGGGUAAUGAAUACCCAUGCUUAUUAAAUGCUCACUAACGUGCAAAUACCCAACUUCCAGUGGCUGCUAAAAGUUAAAAUGUUGUGAGAGACAUCAGGAGGUUAAAAAAAAAUCACUAUAUAGAGUACUGCACACCUCACGUCCUUUCCCCUUAAAGCAAACACGCACUUAAGAGGUGGGAGCUGCUGAUGUUGAGAGACACAGCGUUGGUUCCUCAUUAGCUUUGCUGUGACACGAUGGUGAAGACCUAGCAUAGUCUCACCUGUUUAUUUUGGCAAUUAAUUGGAACUCUUGAGGGACCUUGGCUCGCCACCAUGUGGCACAGCCUGGUGCGUGACACACCUCCUGCUGCCCACCUGAAGCCCAACGCCAUCAGAGCCCCGCAGCAGAAAAAGGUGGUCAGACCGAAUCGGCGUUCUUCCCGAAAGAGGCUAGGAAACUGUGAGAAACGUGUUCGUAAUGGUACCUGCGGACAGCUAAAGCCGCCGGGCCUUGUUAUUCAGCGCCAGGAGAUGACAGCUUUCUUUAAACUCUUUGAUGAUGAUCUAAUUCAAGACUUCCUAUGGAUGGACAGUUGCUGCAAAAUUGCAGACAAGUAUCUUUUGGCAAUGACAUUCGUUUACUUCAAGAGGGCUAACUUCACAAUACAUGAGCAUACCAGACUCAAUUUCUUUCUUGCUCUGUAUCUGGCAAAUACAGUGGAAGAAGAGAACGAAGAAUCAAAGUAUGAGAUUUUCCCAUGGGCUCUGGGAAAUAACUGGAGAAUGCUCUUUCCUGAUUUCUUAAAGUUAAGGGAUCAUCUGUGGAGUAGAAUUGACUACAGGGCUAUUGUAAGCAGACGUUGCUGUGAAGAGGUAAUGGCUAUUGCUCCAACACAUUACAUCUGGCAGCGAGAACGCUCUGUGUACCACAGUGGAGCCAUAAGGAACUACAACAAAGAUAAAAUUCUGCUGCCACGAGGACCUAAUAAUUCUCCUAUCCCCUGUUACGUCUGUGGUAACAAAGGAAGAUUUGUACGACUGGGAUUGUCAUCUUCCUCCUCAUCUGCUAGCAGUUUAGAAGAGUUAUGUUCAUCCCAGGAUUCGAAGGACACCUUUGCAAUUGAAAAAAUGCUAGUUGACUCUCCUGCUUCUGCCCAAGACUGUCAGAGCCUGUCCAGCAAAAGGAGAAGAGAUAAUACCUGGAACCAAGACAACUCCAUGGAUUGGUUUACAAUGAAUGAAGAAUGAAAUGCAUUGAACAAAGAAACAGAGGCUGUGCUUUGCCGAACAAUUGGUGUUGCACUGCCGUGCCAUA